Molecule: messenger RNA, 2631 nt
Organism: Lodderomyces jiufengensis
Lineage: Eukaryota; Fungi; Ascomycota; Pichiomycetes; Serinales; Debaryomycetaceae
Gene: TERT
Product: Tertp
Exons: 1
Coding region: 1-2631 (876 amino acids)
Biological process (GO): telomere maintenance via telomerase
Cellular component (GO): telomerase catalytic core complex
Molecular function (GO): telomeric repeat DNA binding; telomerase RNA binding
Source: RefSeq, a predicted model, not a curated record
AUGAGUCACAAUUUGGUGAAUGGUAUAACUUUAGGAAAAUAUCUAUCCAAGUUCCAUAAUGUAUCAAUUGAAGAUGAGCUACCUACAUUUAAAGAAUAUAUGAGUAGAGUAUUGAUACUACCACUAAAAAAAUUUGAAACGCAUUUAUUAUCUUCAAAGUUAAAAUUUAGAGAUCAAAGCUAUAAAAAGUUUCUUAGAUUAUUAGCUAUAAAUUUAAUCAAAGAGCAAUCUCAAAAUAUACUAAUAUCAGGAUUACCACGAAUAAAAGUCAAUACUUAUUUCAACAAUGCAAAAUAUAAUUUUACAAAAUCUUCAUUCUUUAUGAUCUCAGAGUUGGAAAGUGAUCAUUGGGAAAGAAUUUAUCAAAUUUUAGGUUCAGGGAAAUUUUCAGAUUUAUUGAUCAAUUGUAAAGGGUUUUUGAGAAAAGACAAAGGUUAUGUUCAAUUUUUUGGUGACUCCAUCAGUUAUACCCCCAGAGAAGGUGCGGUUGAGCAUAACUCCAUUCAAAAGAGAUCGCUUUUGCAAAAGUUAAAUAAAAGACAGAGUUACUGGAAUUUUAAAUUAUUAAAUGUUUCUGAAGUAGAAUUGUGUAAGGAGAUCUUUGGCUCAUCAAUUAAAGGUAAGAGAUACAAUAAAAUUAUAUACAUAUUAAAACAUAUCAUUAGAAACGAUGACAAAUGUCGAUAUAAUUUGAUGUACAGAAGUAUGCUUUGCGAAACAGAUAUCAAUUUCAAAGAUGUAUCAAAAAAUGCAAAUUCUUUACAAGACAUUUUUUCAUUUAUCUUUUCAAUACUUGGUAAAAUAUUGACCAUAGAGGCAUGGGGUGGUGAAAAGAAUAAAAAGAUUAUUCGAAAAAGAAUAGUCGAUUAUAUUAAAUUGGAUUCUAAUGGGUGUUUGAAUAUUCAUGAAAUCAUGAAAGAUCUACAAUUGAAAGAUUUUACGUGGCUUGGUACAACAUCUAACAUUACUUCAAAGCAGGACUUCGAAAUAAGAAAGAAUUUACUAAAACAAUAUAUUACCUGGUUAUUUGACUCGUUACUAAAAAAAAUUGUGAAAGCGUUUUGGUACAUCACCGAAUCCACGUCUGGGGAAAUAUUGUUUUUUCCACGUCAUGUAUGGCAUAAAAUUUCAACGUUAUGGUUAGAAAAUUAUGCAAAAGAUAAUUUUAUUAAAACUACUUUGGUGGGGAAUGAAAAGUAUAAUUAUGGAAAACUCAAAUUGGUACCUAAGAAGAAUUCUUUUAGAUUGAUAUGUGUACCUGUCAAAAGAUCAACUCGAUUAUUGACUGAGAAAUUGUCUGAAUAUGAACAAGAGAGGCAAAGAAUUGAAUUUAAUGUCUUUAAGGCGAAUACGCUAAGACCCAUAAGACUAAUACUAAUACAAAAACUAAAUUCAAAAAUUGAAACUGAUGUACGGUUUUCGGUAACAGCAACUUCAAAUAGAGUAGUAGCAAAUCGAAUGGUAGACUUCAGAUCCAGAUUACUUAGUCUCUAUGAUGGCAAGAUCCCAAAGUUGUAUAUGAUAAAAUUUGAUAUGAAAGAAUGCUAUGAUCGAAUGAAUCAAAAGAAAUUGAUUGAAAAAGUUAUAGGUUUAUUCAAAGAUGAUCCAUAUCAACAUAAAUACUAUUUCAAACUGUUUUAUAAAUCUGAUGCGUUAUUAAGAAUAGAAAAAACCAAAUAUAAAGUCGAGACUGAAUUUCACAAAUUGAAUAUUUUAUCUGAAGAUUUUGAUAAAUUAAAUAAAGGUAUAUGGUCAGAUAAAGGUAAAACAUUAUUUUUUACAAGAGCUCAAAUUAUUGACGAAUGUAUACAACAGAUAUUUGGGGCAAAGGGGUUUAUAGAAGGUACAAAAUCUCCUGAUUUUAAAUUUUACAGAAGAAAACAAGGUAUAUUUCAAGGUUUCAUAUUGUCAAGUAUUUUCUGUGAUAUUUUAUAUAGUUCGAUGGUUGCGGAUACUUUCAAAUUUCUUUGGGAGAGUGAAUUAAAAGAACCUUUCUUUUUCACCAGAAUGGUUGAUGAUUUUUUAUUUUUAUCAACAAAUAAGGAGCUUUAUGACAAAGUGUCAGAAAUUGUUAAUGGUCAACAACUUGAAAAAUAUGGAGCAUUUGUGAAUCAUGAAAAAACUCAGCAAAUAAAUCAUAAAGAAGAAGCAAACUUGGACCAGACUUUUCAAUUUGUUGGGCUUGAAAUUGAACUUUCAACUUUGAACUUCAAUAAGAAUUAUAAAGAUUUAGGUGUUCUUCCAACUACAAGAUACAGAACUUUCAAGACAUUGUUAACAUUUUUGAGAAGUUCUUAUUGUGUGAGGUUACAUGAAUACAUCCUAAAAAAAGACUCAGACUUUAUAGAUUCAAUAUUGAGCAAUAUCAAUAAUUUGUUGGAGUUCACAAUUUCAUCAUUCAAAGAAGCAUUUAAAGGGAUAAAUAAAAUAGAUCAAUUUAAUAUCGCAAACUUUUGUAAAUUUUUGGUUGAGAUCAUAAAUGAAACGAUAAAGAAAUAUAUGAUUGUCAAUAGAACAGUUGAAAAUCUUGACGAUCUCUAUGAUGGAUUAAAAGAAUGUUUAAUUGAAUGUUUACAUGAAGCUCAAUAUGUUGAUGUACUUAAGUAUUUGGAUAGUUUAGAGUUAGAGUAA